Molecule: messenger RNA, 1716 nt
Organism: Cylas formicarius (sweet potato weevil)
Lineage: Eukaryota; Metazoa; Arthropoda; Insecta; Coleoptera; Brentidae
Product: solute carrier family 35 member F2-like
Exons: 6
Coding region: 181-1383 (400 amino acids)
Biological process (GO): transmembrane transport
Cellular component (GO): membrane
Molecular function (GO): transmembrane transporter activity
Source: RefSeq, a predicted model, not a curated record
GUCAUAUUAAACAAGUUGAUCUUUUUAUGAUAAUUAUAUGUAAAAUUAUAUUAUUUUUGUGAGCGACGCUUGCGCAAUUAUUAAUCGUCAUUGUUCACAAGGGUUGAAUGAGAAGGGUGCCCCGCCCUUGUGUUUACGCCGAUAAAAUAUAUCAAAAAAAUUAAUGAACGAUUUAAGAACAUGAGCGGCAGGGCUCAGAAUGCUGACAUGUGCACAAAAACCGGCAGCAUACAUGAAUUAGGGACAUGGCGCGUUUGGCAAAAUAUUAUACUAGGACAAUUUUUAUCGGUUAUAGUCUGUGCAAUUAAUACUUUGGCGCACUACAUGAGCAUGGGAUCAAGCGAGGUACUUCCCACAGGACAGUCUUUCAUACAUUAUUUGUUUUUGUGCGCAAUUUACACUAGCUGGCUUGCAUUCCGAAGAGGAGAUAAAGGCUUAUUUUCCAUUAUUAAAGCGCGCGGUUGGAGAUAUUUAUUGCUUGGUAUAAUAGAUGUAGAAGCCAAUACUCUUAUGAGCACUGCUCACAAAUACACCACCCUUACCAGUAUUCAGUUGCUUGGAUGUGUAGCAAUUCCUGUAGCGUUGGCUCUAAGCUGUCUGAUACUGGGAGUGCGUUAUAGAAUGGUACACAUUAUUGCCGUGUCGGUAUGUCUUAUAGGUGUUGGUUGCCUUGUUUGGGCAAAUAUAGAAGAUACGAAAAUCGACGGCAAAAACCAAUUAGUCGGAGAUAUGCUCUGCCUGGGAGGAUCGGUUUUGUUUGCAAUUGUAACUGUGUUACAGGAACUGUCUGUCAAAAGUACAGAUAUCAUUGAAUAUUUAGGAUUCUUGGGUUUGAUUGGCAGUCUAGUCAGUGGGGCUCAAAUGUUUGUGCUUGAAAGGCAGACUCUAGUACCUUCAAUAUGGAAGAAUUCCAGUGCUCUAAUUUCAUCAUUUUCGGCUUGCCAAUUCAUAUUUUGUACAUUUUCUAGCGUGUUUUUGGUCAAUAUGGGGACAACUGCAUUACACUUGUCUUUACUGUCUGGAAAUUUUUACACUUUACUUUUAGGCAUUCCUUUAUUUAACUUUAAGUCCCACGCAUUAUACUUUUUGUCAUAUUCACUGUCAAUUACCGGAAUUCUCAUAUACUCAAUAAAACCAACUCCCCUAGGAACACAGAAUGUGUCUGCAAAUAGGCCUUUAAACAAUCAACUAAAUAACAGAUCUGAAUGCCAGUUACCCGAACACAUUAUUACUGAUAGCCCUGACCAGAUGAAUGAAGUGCUUUCCACUUUUGGUACCCUAAAUAGUAAUGACACAUUCCUUCUGAGUCAUAGCACAAACACUACUUUCACAUCUUUUUAUGGAAGUCACGAUAUUAUCAAUAAUCAAACAACUGCAACUUAAAAGAUUUUUCUGAAAUUGAUCAUUUUUAAAUAUCUGGAUAGUAAUAGAAGGUAAGGUUGCAAAUAUGAAUUUUGGAAAGUUGUCGAAAUUUACUCUGGCAAAUGAAGUGGAACAUAAAACGCAGCGUGUAGAGCGGAAUGAGAGUUAAGAGUUGUGCCAAAUUAUCUCCUUACUGUAGUAAGUAUUCCCUUAUGUGCAGACACUGUAAUCCCUAGAGCAUUAUGCAUUACCAUACGUAUACUCUAUGCAACGAAACUUUUCUACCUUUGUAUAAUUGGCAACGGAAGAAUUUGACGUAAAUACCCACUUACAACUAAUUUAUACAAUUUGUCU